Callorhinus ursinus (northern fur seal) is the source of this 7953-nucleotide messenger RNA. It is a transcript of the gene CSPG4, whose product is annotated as chondroitin sulfate proteoglycan 4. The record is from RefSeq and is a predicted model, not a curated record. Lineage: Eukaryota; Metazoa; Chordata; Mammalia; Carnivora; Otariidae. Gene Ontology annotation, biological process: anatomical structure morphogenesis.
AUGUGCUCGGGCCAGCAGCCCGUGCCUCCGGCCCCUGCCCUGGCCCUGGCUUUGACCUUGGCUAUGUUGGCCAGACUCUCAUCCGCAGCCUCCUUCUUCGGAGAGAACCACCUGGAGGUGCCCGUGGCCACGGUUCUGACCGACAUAGACCUCCGGCUACAGUUCUCCACGUCCCAGCCCGAAGCCCUGCUUCUCCUUGCAGCGGGCCAGGCGGACCACCUCCUCCUGCAGCUCCGCUCUGGAUGUCUUGAGGUCAGACUCACCCUGGGCCAGGAGGAGCUGAGGCUGCAGACCCCAGCUGAGACUCUGCUGAGCAACUCCGCCCUCCACACUGUGGAGCUGACCGUUUCAGACAGCGAGGCCUUGUUGUCCGUCGAUGGGCUCCUGAACACCUCAGCCCCCAUCCUGGGGGCUCCCCUGGAGGUCCCCUAUGGGAUCUUCCUGGGGGGCCCUGGGAGCCUUAGCCUGUCCUACCUGAGGGGAGCUAGCCGGCCCCUGAGGGGUUGCCUCCACGCUGCCACCCUCAAUGGCCGCAACCUGCUCCGACCCCUGACCCCAGGCGUGCACGAGGGCUGUGCUGAAGAGUUUUCUGCUGAUGACAGUGUGGCUCUGGGCUUCUCUGGGCCCCACUCACUGGCUGCCUUCCCUGCCUGGAGCACUCGGGAGGAAGGCACCCUGGAGUUUAUACUCACCACUCGGAGCCAACAGGCACCCCUAGCCUUCCAGGCAGGGGGCCGGCAUGGGGAUUUCAUCUAUGUGGACAUAUUUGAGGGCCACCUGCGGGCUGUGGUGGAGAAGGGCCAGGGCACAGUAUUGCUCCACAACAGCGUGCCUGUGGCCGAUGGGCAACCCCAUGAGGUCAGCGUCCACGUGGAUGCUCACCAGCUGGAAAUCUCCGUGGACCAGUACCCUACACGGACUUCCAACCGUGGGGUCUUCAGCUAUCUGGACCCACGUGGCAGUCUCCUCCUGGGGGGGCUGGACACCAACUCUUCUCGCCAUCUCCAGGAACACCGCCUGGGCCUGGCCCCAGGGGCCGUCACUGUCUCGCUGCUGGGCUGCAUGGAGGACCUCAGCAUCAAUGGCCAGAGGCAGGGACUCCGGGAAGCCUUGCUGACGCGCGGCAUGGCGGCCGGCUGCAGGCCGGAAGAAGACGAGUAUGAGGAGGACCCCUAUGGCCCGUAUGAAGCUUUCUCCACCUCGGCACCUGAGGCUUGGCCGGCCAUGGAGCUGCCUGAGCCCUGUGUCCCUGAACCAGGGCUGCCUCCUAUCUUUGCCAAUUUCACCCAACUGCUGACCGUCAGCCCCCUGGUGGUGGCCGAGGGUGGCACGGCCUGGCUCGAAUGGCGGCAUGUGCAGCCCACACUGGACCUGAGCGAGGCCGAGCUGCGCAAAUCUCAGGUGCUGUUCAGCGUGAGCCGCGGGGCACGCCACGGUGAGCUCGAGCUAGACAUCCCCGGCGCCCAGGCACGGAAAAUGUUCACCCUCCUGGACGUGGUGAACCGCAAGGCCCGCUUCAUCCACGAUGGCUCUGAGGACACCUCCGACCAGCUGAUGCUGGAGGUGUCUGUGACGGCCAGGGGGCCCGUGCCCUCCUGCCUUCGGAGGGGCCAAACUUACAUCCUGCCCAUCCAGAUAAACCCCGUCAAUGACCCACCCCGUAUCAUCUUCCCACACGGCAGCCUCAUGGUGAUCCUGGAGCACACACAGAAGCCACUGGGGCCCGACGUUUUUCAGGCUUACGACCCAGACUCCGCCUGCGAGGGCCUCACCUUCCAGCUCCUUGGCACCCCCUCCGGCCUCCCCGUGGAGCGCCGAGACCAGCCUGGGGAGCCAGCAACUGAGUUCUCCUGCCGGGAGCUAGAGGCGGGCAGCCUCAUCUAUGUCCACCGAAGUGGGCCCGCCCAGGACCUGACGUUCCGGGUCAGCGACGGGCUGCAGGCCAGCCCUCCCGCCACACUGAAGGUGGUGGCUGUCCGGCCCACCAUUCAGAUCCGCCACAACACAGGGCUGCGCCUGGCCCAGGGCUCUGCUGCCCCUGUCUUGCCCACCAACCUGUCGGUGGAGACCAACGCUGUGGGGCAGGAUGUGAGCGUGCUGUUCCGAGUCACGGAGGCCCUGCAGUUUGGGGAGCUGCAGAAGCAGGGGGCUGGUGGGGCCGAGGGUGCUGAGUGGCGGGCCACACAGGCAUUCCAACAGCGGGAUGUGGAGCAGGGCCGCGUGAGAUACCUGAGCACUGACCCACAGCAUCGCACCAAGGACACCAUGGAGAAGCUGGCCCUGGAGGUACAGGUGGGCCAGGAGAUUCUGAGCAAUCUGUCCUUCCCAGUGACAAUCCAGAGAGCCACGGUGUGGCUGCUGCGGCUGGAGCCACUGCACACUCAGAACACCCAUCAGGAGGCGCUCACCACAGCCCACCUGGAGGCCACCUUGGAGGAGGAGGCAGGCCCCAGCCCCACCACCUUCCACUAUGAGGUGGUCCAGGCCCCCAGGAAGGGCAAUCUUCGGCUACAGGGCACACGGCUCUCUGACGGGCAGGGCUUCACCCAGGAUGACCUGCAGGCCGGCUGGGUGACCUAUGGGGCCACGGCCCGCACCUCAGAGACAGUCGAGGACACCUUCCGCUUCCGUGUCACAGCCCCGCCGCACUUCUCCCCACUCUACACCUUCCCCAUCCACAUUGGUGGUGACCCGGACGCUCCCGUCCUCACCAACAUCCUCCUCUCAGUGCCGGAGGGUGGUGAGGGCACCCUCUCUGCUGACCACCUCUUCGUCAAGAGUCUCAACAGUGCCAACUACCUCUAUGAGGUCAUGGAGCGGCCCCGCCAUGGGAGGCUGGUUUGGAGGGGGGCGCAAGACAAGGCCACCGCGGUGACAUCCUUCACCAACGAGGACCUGCUGCGGGGCCGGCUGGUCUACCAGCAUGACAACUCCGAGACCACAGAAGACGAUAUCCCCUUUGUGGCGACCCGCCAGAGUGACGGCAGUGGUGGCACGGCGUGGGAGGAGGUGCGGGGCGUCUUCCGCGUGGCCAUCCAGCCCGUAAACGACCACGCUCCCGUGCAGACCAUCAGCCGCGUCUUCCACGUGGCCCGGGCUGGGCAGCGGCUGCUGACGACAGACGACGUGGCCUUCAGUGAUGCUGACUCCGGCUUUGCUGACGCUCAGCUGGUACUGACCCGCAAGGACCUCCUCUUCGGCAGCAUCGUGGCCGCGGAGGAGCCAACGCGGCCCAUCUACCGCUUCACCCAGGAGGACCUCAGGAAGAGGCGUGUCCUGUUUGUGCACUCGGGGGCCGACCGUGGCUGGAUCCAGCUGCAGGUGUCUGAUGGGCAGCACCAGGCCACCGCGCUGCUCGAGGUGCAGGCCUCAGAGCCCUACCUCCACGUGGCCAAUGGCUCCAGCCUCGUGGUCCCUCAAGGAGGCCAGGGCACCAUCGACACCGCUGUGCUCCACUUGGACACCAACCUCGACAUCCGCAGUGGGGAUGAGGUCCGCUACCAUGUCACAGCUGGUCCACACUGGGGGCAGCUGCUCCGGGCCGGCCAGCCAGCCACGGCCUUCUCCCAACAGGACCUGCUGGACGGGGCCAUUCUCUAUAGCCACGACGGCAGCCUCAGCCCUCGAGACACCCUGGUCUUCUCCGUGGAGGCAGGGCCUGUGCACACAGACGCCACCCUGCAAGUGACCAUUGCCCUAGAGGGGCCAAUGGCCCCACUGCGUCUGGUCCAGCAUAAGAAGAUCUACGUCUUCCAGGGGGAGGCGGCUGAGAUCAGAAAGGAUCAGCUGGAGGCAGCCCAGGAGGCAGUGGCACCCGCGGACAUUGUGUUUUCGGUGAAGACGCCCCCGCGGGCCGGCUACCUGGUGAUGCUGUCCCACGGCGCCUCGGCGGCAGGGCCACCCAGCUUGGACCCGGUGCAGAGCUUCUCUCAGGAGGCGGUGGAUGCCGGCAGGGUCCUGUACCUGCACUCCCACCCGGAGGCAUGGAGGGACGCCUUCUCCCUGGAUGUGGCCUCAGGCCUGGGUGCACCCCUGGAGGGUGUCCGCGUGGAGCUGGAGGUGCUGCCUGCUGCCAUCCCCCUGCAGACACAGAACUUCAGCGUCCCUGAGGGCGGGGCCCGCACGCUGGCCCCUCCACUGCUCCGCGUCACCGGGCCUUACUUCCCCGCGCUGCCAGGCCUGGAGCUGCAGGUGCAAGAGCCACCCCAGCACGGGGCCCUGCGGAGAGAGGACGGUCCCCGAGACGGGACCCUCAGCGCUUUCUCCUGGAAAGAGGUGGAACAGCAGCUGAUCCGCUAUGUGCACGAUGGGAGUGAGACGCUGACAGACAGCUUCAUCCUGGUGGCUAAUGCCUCAGAGAUGGACCGCCAGAGCCAACCUGUGGCCUUCACCGUCACCAUCCUGCCCGUCAAUGACCAACCCCCCAUCCUCACCACAAACACAGGUCUGAAGAUGUGGGAGGGGGCCAUGGUGCCCUUCCCUCCGGAGGCUCUUAGGGGCACAGACAGCGACUCAGGACCGGAGGACCUGGUCUACACCAUCGAGCAGCCCAGCAAUGGGCGGGUGGUGCUGCGGGCGGCGCCAGGCACCGAGGUCCACAGCUUCACCCAGGCCCAGCUAGACGGCGGGCUCGUGCUGUUCUCACACAGAGGCGCCCUGGACGGCGGCUUUCGCUUCAGCCUCUCCGAUGGGGAGCACACUUCCCCCGGACACUUCUUCCGCGUGACGGCCCAGAAGCAGCUGCUUCUCUCCCUGGAGGGCAGCCGGACGCUGACCGUAUGCCCAGGGUCAGUCCAGCCGCUCAGCAGCCAGAGCCUGAGAGCCAGCUCCAGCACAGGCACCGACCCCCGGCACCUGAUCUACCGUGUGCUGCAGGGCCCCCGGCUGGGCCGGCUGUUCCGUGCCCAGCAGGGCAGCACUGGGGAGGCCCUGGUGAGCUUCACUCAAGCCGAGGUGUAUGCUGGGAAUGUUCUAUAUGAGCACGCGAUGCCUCCUGAGCCCUUCUGGGAGGUCCACGAUGCCCUGCAGCUCCAGCUGUCGUCACCCCCUGCCCCCGAUGUGGCUACCACUCUUGUUGUGGCUGUGUCUUUCGAGGCUGCCUGUCCCCGGCGCCCCAGCCGCCUCUGGAGGAACCAAGGUCUCUGGGUCCCCGAAGGCCAGCGGGCCGAGAUCACCACGGCCUCCCUAGAUGCCUCCAACCUCCUGGCCAGCAUUCCGUCACCCCAGCGCCCAGAGCAUGACGUACUCUUCCAAAUCACACAGUUCCCCACCCGGGGCCAGCUGUUGGUGUCCGAGGAGCCCCUCCACGCCGGCCGGCCCCACUUCCUACAGUCCGAGCUGGCUGCAGGGCAGCUGGCCUAUGCCCACGGCGGCGGGGGCACUCAGCAGGAUGGCUUCCGAUUCCGUGCCCACCUCCAGGGGCCAGCGGGGGCCUCCGUGGCGGGACCCCAAACCUCAGAGGCCUUCGCCAUCACCGUGCGGGACGUGAAUGAGCGGCCACCUCGGCCACAGGCGUCCGUGCCACUCCGGCUCACCCGGGGCUCCCGCGCGCCUGUCUCGCGGGCCCAGCUCAGUGUGGUGGACCCAGACUCGGCGCCUGGGGAGAUCGAGUACGAGGUGCAGCGUGCCCCCCUCAACGGCUUCCUGAGCCUGGCAGGGGCCGGCCCAGGGCCCGUGACCCGCUUCACGCAGGCCGACGUGGACGCCGGGCGGCUGGCCUUCGUGGCCAACGGGAGUAGCGUGGCUGGUAUCUUGCAGCUGAGCGCAUCCGACGGGGCCAGCCCUCCCGUGCCCGUGUCCCUGGCCGUGGAUGUCUUGCCGUCGGCCAUCGAGGUGCAGCUGCGUGCGCCCCUAGAGGUGCCACAGGCCCUGGGGCGCUCCUCACUGAGCCGGCAGCAGCUGCGGGUGGUGUCAGACCGGGACGAGCCGGACGCUGCCUACCACCUCAUGGGGGGGCCCCGGUUCGGGCAGCUCCUAGUGGCCGGGCAGCCCGCCGCCACCUUCAGCCAGCUCCAGGUAGACCAGGGGGAGGUGGUCUUCACCUUCACCAACUUCUCCUCCUCUCGUGACCACUUCAGCAUCCUGGCACUGGCCCGAGGUGCCAACGCGUCAGCCACAGUGAACGUCACCGUCAGGGCUCUGCUGCGCGUGGGAGCGGGUGGGCCGUGGCCCCAGGGGGCCACCCUGCGCCUGGACUCCACUGUCCUAGAUGCCGGCGAGCUGGCCAACCGCACGGGUAGUGUGCCCCGUUUCCGGCUCCUGGCGGGACCCCGGCAUGGCCGCGUGGUCCGCGUGCCCCGGGCCAGGACGGAGCCCAGGGACAGCCAGCUUGUGGAGCAAUUCACCCAGCAGGACCUUGAGGAUGGAAGGCUGGGGCUGGAGGUAGGCAGUCCAGAGGGUCGGUCCCCCGGCCCCACGGGCGACAGUCUCACUCUGGAGCUCUGGGCACAGGGUGUCCCCCCUGCCGUGGCCUCGCUGGACUUUGACACUGAGCCUUAUGAUGAGGCCCGACCCUACAGCGUGGCCCUGCUCAGUCUCCCCGAGCCUGCUCAGACAGAAGCAAGGAAACCAGAGAGCAGCACCCCCACGGGGGAGCCAGGCCCAUUCACCUCCAGCCCCGUGCCCACCGUGGCCAGUGGGGGCUUCCUGGGCUUCCUGGAGGCCAACAUGUUCAGUGUCAUCAUUCCCGUGUGCCUGGUCCUCCUGCUCCUGGCACUCAUUCUGCCCCUGCUCUUCUACCUCCGCAAACGCAACAAGACAGGCAAGCACGAUGUCCAGGUCCUGACUGCCAAGCCCCGCAAUGGCCUAGCUGGCGACACCGAGACCUUCCGCAAGGUAGAGCCGGGCCAAGCCAUCCCGCUUACAGCGGUGCCCAGCCAGGGACCCCCACCGGGGGGCCAGCCUAACCCAGAGCUGCUGCAGUUCUGCCGGACACCCAACCCUGCUCUCAAGAACGGCCAGUACUGGGUGUGAGGCCUGGCCUGGGCCCAGAUGCUGAUCAGGCCAGGGACAGGCUUGCUCAGGCCCCGGCCCCAUUGCUCCCAUGCCCUGGCGCUGUCUGAGUAUCCCCAGAGCCAGAGAUACCUGGGAACAUCUACGGUGGAGGGUGCUGGGAGGAAGUCCCAGGGGUCCGGGACCAAAUAGAGUCAAGAGCUGGAAUCUCCCCAGCUUUCUCCAUGCCUGGAGAACUGCAAGGGGGCGGGCCAAGGUCAGAGGCAGGCUUGGAGUCGGUCCCCCUGCCCUGGAGCUAGUUUGGGCUGUCAAAACCAGAACGACCUCCUAGAUACGUCAGGAUUCUGUAUCCUGGGUGAGUCACAGCUGACCCAGGCUGCUAAGAGGACAAGGAGAGGGGAGGGUCGGGGGGAUAGACGGGGAUUCCUGGCUUUUCCACUCCAAGCCAGGCCUCCCUUUGUCUCUGCCCCAGAGUUGAUGGGAAAACUUUUUCCCCUGGUUUUUUAGGGAGAUGGUAUUCCCUGGAGUAGAGGGCAGGAGGAGGGAGCCCCUCCACUCUCUAGGAGACAUAAGCCAGUAGAAUAAUAUAUUCAGGGUGCGAGAUGGGGUGGGUUGCUCUGGGGAUGGGUUUAUUUAAGGGGGAUUGCAAGGAAGCUAUUUAACACAGUGUCGAGCUAGCCCAGGCUGAUGGAGCCCCUGAGAGUGUGGGAUGGAGGAAGGUCUGAGGCCAGUUCAUACCCAGAGCCCCACCUUGACAGGCUGAGGUUAUGUAGGCAGUAUGGGUCUGUGGCCCCGGACCAGGCCUAAUAUCCACCUGCGGAGUGGGCAGGGUCUCAGGCCGGGGGCCGCUGCAAUGUCUGUGCUCGCCCAAGGACUGGGGGGUGAGCAGCUGGGGCACUCAACUCCAUGGGGCCUGGAUAAAUGGUGCUGUGGAGGUUCUGGACAGCUGUGUGUUAUUUGUCUGACCAUGCACUGGGCCCUUGUCCACACCGGGCUGCACUU